Messenger RNA from Ilyonectria robusta, 1149 nucleotides. RefSeq lists its product as uncharacterized. Gene Ontology annotation, biological process: regulation of cell cycle. The coding region runs from base 1 to 1149 and encodes 382 amino acids. The transcript has a single exon. Lineage: Eukaryota; Fungi; Ascomycota; Sordariomycetes; Hypocreales; Nectriaceae. Gene Ontology annotation, cellular component: nucleus. The record is from RefSeq and is a predicted model, not a curated record.
AUGGCACCGACCGACGCCGAGGCUCUCAAGGCCUUGAACACUGUCAUCGAAACAGCCGCCACUCUCCUUCAGCAGCUCCAGACCGUCCUGGGCGGCAUCCAGAAGAACCAGAACCCCUCUAUCGAGACCAAGAAACCCGAGGCGUCGAAUGCGUCUGCUCCUCCGUCCGGCGUCGACGCCCUCGCUCUCGCCCGCGACUCGACUUCCCUGAUAAAGGCGCAUUCCACAAAGCUUUCCCUGCUCAUCAUCAACGAGCCCUUCACGCCGUCCGCCAUCUCGACCGUCGUCCGCGAACUCGUCACCGGGCCCAUCCCAGGCCUCGCCUCGUCCAUCGAGGUUUGCGACACAAACAUCUACACCAGUGUUCUCCGACGCGAGCUUGCCUGGAGGGCUCAGCGGGUCUUUGUUGAGCUCGGAGGACUGCUCCAGCGGGUUCCCAAGGACGGCAAGAUUGUCUCCGGCGACAAGAAGGAUUCGUUUGGGCCUGGCGGCAAGGGAAGCCUCGCAUCCACUGGUGUGCUAUGGUCUGCCUGUGACGAUGUUAUUGGGCUGGCCAAUAUGGGCGUCGGUGGCUUCUUUGUCAAGAAGGCCCAAGAGUGGAGGGACACGCUUAAGGAUGUUAUGGAGGAGAUGAAGGAGUGGGGAGACGAGGAGCCCGACGACGACGAUGAAGACGAUGUUGACGAUCUGGCUGAUAAACUGGGAGAGAGCUCCAUCUCUACUUCCAAGCAGGACAUGCUCGACGACCUCAUGAGCUCCCAACAAGCCAUCCCCCGCGACGACCCAGACGGUAUUAGACCCCGACUGGAAACGUCUCUCAAGCGCCUCCGCCUCAUCGUGCUCCUCUACCAAGCCAUUUCCAAGCGACGAUUCAAGAAGCUCCCGUCUUUCCCACCCACGGGCGCCACCUCCGACAUCCCCCAGCGCCUCGACAAGACGGCCAAGGCGCUCCAGCAGCUCCCGGACAAGUUCAGCGACCUAGCUACUACGUUCUAUGACAUGGACCCCGAGGAGAUUGACGAGGCAAUGACGCAGGCCUUUGCGGACGCUCACGGCGUAAGUGAGCUCCUGAGCAUGAACUGGGAUGGUUCACGGGACGAGUUUACAGAGUGGACGGAAAAAUUCCAGACCGAGAUCAAGAAAGCGUAG